Messenger RNA from Eurytemora carolleeae, 2419 nucleotides. RefSeq lists its product as uncharacterized. Gene Ontology annotation, molecular function: damaged DNA binding. Lineage: Eukaryota; Metazoa; Arthropoda; Copepoda; Calanoida; Temoridae. Gene Ontology annotation, cellular component: nucleus. Bases 17 to 2347 code for a protein of 776 amino acids. The record is from RefSeq and is a predicted model, not a curated record. Gene Ontology annotation, biological process: single strand break repair; base-excision repair. The transcript is spliced from 28 exons.
ACAAAAAUUAUGCAAAAUGUCUGGUAUAGUGAAACUAAAUGACGUUGUAUUCUGUAACUCUGAGCAUCCUCGACACAAAGUUCAAAAUUUAAGGACUGGGGCAGGAAAAUGGACUGGGUCACUGAAACAUGAGGGUGAACUUGUUUGUGAAUUCUCCCUGGUUUCUCCAACCAUGAUUACGAGGCUUGAUAUAGGAAAUUUCUGGAGUGCCAGCGUUGAAGUUUCUGUUGGUCUAAGUUCCUGGCCACCCACACAGAGAGAAAUUGUGUUGAAUCAUAACUUCAUGAACCGUUUGACCAGUAUAUCAGGAGAGAACUGUAAGCAGCUUCUCAGUUUUAAAGAAGAGCAGUUUCAGUCAGCAGCAGAACAGUACUGGGAUAGGAUUAGGAUUACUUGUAAACAGCCCUACAGAUACCAGAACGAUGUGUUCGGUCUAUCUAUGUUUGCUCUGAUUGGAGCUGCGAAAUCUACUCCAACAAAAUCCAAGGUUAGCAGUUCAGAGAAUAAAGUCGAGGGUGAGCAGUUGAAUUUAUUCAAGGAGAAAGUUUAUAAGAUGAUGGAUUCAGCAGCUGUGGUCUCCACAAACUCAACUUUAAACCGUAGCUUAGGUUUAGGUUCUGGUUUAACUCCUAGAUCUAGGACCAGUACACCUGGCAGUGCUCUGGGUACUCCUAGAUCUCCUAACCUUCUUGGAUCGAUAUCUAAACCAACUCUGACCGCCAGAUCGUUUAGUUCAUCAUCCUUUGACAGAUUUGGACAGAUUAGCAUUUCCAUGGACAAAUCGUCUUCAUCAUUUACCAGAGAAUCCAGCGGAAAAGAGAAUAAAGAAGAACCCUUUGUUGAUAAAGCUAAGCAGUUCCUGAAAUCCUGUAGGUUUCAAGAUAAAGGGCUGGAGGAAGUUGAACAAAUAACAUUUAAUCAGAUCAAACAAAUAUGGAUUCAGAAAAUGAAAUCUGAGUUAACCAAGGAAGAACGAACUGUUCUGAAAACUGUAUCCAGGAAAUACUUAGAGAAUUUGGUGACAAAGCUUGAAACUCGGAAAACUCAACAGUUCUCUCUGAAACGGAAAUCUAUCGCAGAUUUGACAAUGUCUGGACCUCAGAAAAAGAGAAAAGCUUCAAGUUCGGACAGGGAAGAUAUUGAUGAAACAGAAAAGAAGACUAAUGAUACUAAACGAAACAAUAGGAAUGCCCUGGCCACGCUGGAUGUUGAAUUGGGUAGUUCAGACGAUGAUACUGCAAAAGAGAAGAGUAAAGAUCUCCUAAAAUCCAGGAAAAAACGAACAAGAACAGUUACCCCCAAACCAGAAAAGUUGUCUGGGUGGUUGGAAAAACCUUCCUCGGCUAAGAAGAAUGGUGAGACUGCCCUAACAACUAAAGGAAUGGAAAAGACUAAAGAAGAAAAUAAUAAACAGCGGUACAAGAAAAAACUACUGCUGAGUGUUCCGAAGGAGAGUUUAGUUGAGAACGGUAUUCUCGUCCAGGAAUAUAAUUAUAAGAAGAACAAGGAACUCCCUUUGAAGGGUGGAAUGCAACUAGUUGUUGAGAAGAUGGUUCCGGUUGUAUUUUACAAAGUUGGAACAGACAUUCAUUUAGUUUACAAGAAUGAGUUCUAUCCACCAGAUGUUAAAGAUGAACAUAAAGAAAAACUAUUCAGAGAUUAUACUUCACAGCAGGUUCAUCGAGAUCAAUUAUCUCUUCAGGCUUAUCUUCUACUUAACACAGAACAGGCUGCUGUGUCUGAGUUUGACUUGUUAAAGGAUGAUAUUGAAGAAAUGAUUGAUGUAGAUAAUCUAACUGAACACCCAGCAAGUUCAAAACAAAAUUCCAGUAAGAUUGAGUUCAACCCAGAUUUUGGAGAAUGUCCCUUAUGCAGUCAGUUAUUCCCGUUUACUGAACUACAGGAUCAUGCAUCCGAGUGUGAUGGUAUAUUAUCAGCCCCUCCUUCUCCCUCCACACCUUCCUCUGCAACACCCCUAGGGACCUGCCCCCUGUGCGGGGAUAGUAUGGAACCCCACCUUCUUCCCACCCACGCCUCUUCAUGUGGCAGUGAGCCUACUCCAAGAGCUUUCAGUAAAGCAGGAACACUUCGUCCAGCUUUUAGAGAAUGUCCAGUGUGUGAUAGAUUGCUACCAACUGCUGAGUUAGCUGAGCAUGCUUCAGGAUGCCAGGGGUUGGCUUUGAAUGGAGGAAAUGGACUUCAUGUUAAUGUUAUGGACAGUCAGAGUAAGUGUGAUUUCUGCGAACAGCUGAUUCCUGAUUUCGUCAUGGAGGAACAUAUAGAGGAGUGUCAAGCCAGGGGUGUGCGGAGCCGAGUUACUCCUUCAAGUAAACGGAGAAGAUAUUGAAGUUUAUAUAUUCUGCAAAUUCAUGUAUUCUGAACAUAUUAUAGUUGAAUAAACUAUUAUGACAAACUAUUA